Coregonus clupeaformis (lake whitefish) is the source of this 6418-nucleotide messenger RNA. Its product is annotated as tyrosine-protein kinase ABL2. The coding region runs from base 425 to 4105 and encodes 1226 amino acids. NCBI's taxonomy places the organism in Eukaryota, Metazoa, Chordata, Actinopteri, Salmoniformes, Salmonidae. The transcript has 11 exons. Gene Ontology annotation, biological process: protein phosphorylation; regulation of apoptotic process. The record is from RefSeq and is a predicted model, not a curated record. Gene Ontology annotation, molecular function: protein binding; non-membrane spanning protein tyrosine kinase activity; ATP binding.
GAGUUUGGUGAAGGGUGAACCCCCUUUGCGAAAUAGCAAGCUCUAUUCUGCGGUAAAGAUGGCGGCGGCAGAGGGGGCGCGCAGUGGCCGGAGCACGGCGAAACGACCCUGAAAGGCUCCGUAUUUCAUAGAAACUCGGACGUGGGGGACCGAACAUUACUGUCUCGAGAUCCCACGGACCGUUGGCAGAGAGUUGUUUUCAGUGAUUUAUCAGACUUUUGCUUUAUUGUUUGAGGCAAGGUGGGUGGGUUUCACACGGAAAUAGCUAUCGAGCUAACGUUAAGCUAGCUAACAAGGAGACGGGUGGAGAAAAGGGGGUUGAGGAAGACUUCGGAACAGGCCGCUCCAUAGUUGGGGGAUGUGAACUGGGAGUGUGCAGGGUUGGAUAGCUUCGUCCCGAACAUCUUUACACCGAACUGCGGGGAUGGGACAACAGGUAGGCCGCGUCGGUGAGGGGGCUUCGACAGGGCUCCAACCGCCAUCGCCACAACAACAGCAGCAACACCCGGGGAAGGGGAACAGGGGAAGCGCCGGGAGGAGACCACGGGAAGUCAGUAACGUUAGCACUGGAACGCCGCCAGGCAGGGUUGCUGCGGUUAACGUGCCGGACCCAGCAAUUAAUAUAUUCACCCAGCAUUCAGGACUUUUGCUCCGAGUCCCGCUUGAUCCUGUCAGGCUGAUCCUAUCAUCUCACCUUGGCUGGACUGUGAUGCAACAGGCCCUCCACCGGCCCUUCGGCCUGGACUCGGCAGCGUUGACGGAAGCGGUGCGCUGGAGCUCCAAGGAGAACCUGCUGGGUGCUGCCGAGAGCGAUCCUAACCUCUUUGUUGCACUUUAUGACUUUGUUGCCAGUGGCGACAACACGCUGAGCAUUACGAAAGGUGAGAAGCUGAGGGUGCUCGGCUACAAUCAGAAUGGGGAGUGGAGCGAGGUACGUUCGAAGAACGGCCAGGGCUGGGUACCAAGCAACUACAUCACGCCCGUCAAUAGCCUGGAGAAGCACAGCUGGUACCACGGGCCUGUUUCGCGCAGCGCCGCAGAGUACCUACUCAGCAGCCUCAUCAACGGCAGCUUCCUGGUCCGGGAGAGCGAGAGCAGCCCAGGACAGCUGUCCAUCUCCCUGCGCUACGAGGGACGCGUCUACCACUACCGCAUCAACACCGCCUCAGAUGGCAAGGUGUACGUCACAGCAGAGAGCCGCUUCAGCACCCUGGCCGAACUGGUCCACCACCACUCCACAGUGGCCGAUGGCCUGGUCACCACGCUCCACUACCCGGCGCCCAAGUGCAACAAGCCCACCGUCUACGGCGUGUCGCCCAUCCACGACAAGUGGGAGAUGGAGCGCACCGACAUCACCAUGAAGCACAAGCUGGGCGGGGGGCAGUACGGAGAGGUGUACGUGGGAGUCUGGAAGAAAUACAACCUCACCGUCGCAGUCAAAACACUCAAGGAGGACACUAUGGAGGUGGAGGAGUUCCUGAAAGAGGCAGCAGUCAUGAAGGAGGUGAAACAUCCCAACCUGGUGCAGCUGCUAGGUGUGUGUACGUUGGAGCCUCCCUUCUACAUCGUGACAGAGUACAUGCCCCACGGCAACCUGCUGGACUACCUGAGGGAGUGUGACCGGGAGGAGGUGAACGCUGUGGUGCUGCUCUACAUGGCCACGCAGAUCUCCUCCGCCAUGGAGUACCUGGAGAAGAAGAACUUCAUCCACCGGGACCUGGCGGCCAGGAACUGUCUGGUGGGGGAGAACAGCGUGGUGAAGGUGGCAGACUUUGGGCUGAGCAGGCUGAUGACGGGAGACACGUACACGGCCCACGCCGGAGCCAAGUUCCCCAUCAAGUGGACCGCACCCGAGAGCCUGGCCUACAACACCUUCUCUAUCAAAUCUGAUGUGUGGGCUUUCGGUGUGCUGCUGUGGGAGAUAGCGACGUACGGUAUGUCUCCUUACCCAGGUAUCGACCUGUCUCAGGUAUACGACCUGCUGGAGAAGGGCUACCGCAUGGAGCAGCCAGAGGGGUGUCCACCCAAGGUCCACGAGCUGAUGAGAGCCUGCUGGCAAUGGAGCCCGUUGGACCGACCCUCGUUUGCCGAGACCCACCAGGCCUUUGAGACAAUGUUCCACGAUUCUAGCAUCUCCGAAGAGGUAGCAGAGGAGCUGUGUAAGACUGCAUCCUCUGGCCACGGCCCAUCACCACACCCCUUCAGCCACGACAUGCCCCUGCUGCCCUCCAAGUCGCGCACGCUCAAGAAGCAUACGGAGAACAAGGAGAACAUCGAGGGGGGUCUGGAUGGCAGGCAGGAGACACACACAGGCAGCACGCACAGCCCCUCAGGUCUGGCAGCCACUCUGCUGGCAGGGGAUGGCCGGUCAGGCAGCUCUCCUGCUCUGCCUCGGAAACAGAGGGACAAAUCCCCCAGCAGCCUCUUGGAGGACUCCCAGGAGACCACGUUCACUCGGGACCGCAAGGCUGGCUUCUUCAGUUCCUUCAUGAAGAAGAAGUCUUCCUCCAACUCUCCCUCCUCCCAGCUGCAGCAGAGCCUGCCUACGCCGCCCAAGAGGAGCAGCUCGUUCAGGGAGAUGGAGACGCAGCCGCACAAGAAGUAUGAGCCCACGACUGGCUUGAGCGCCCCUCCUCCCCCCCUGCCUCAGGCAGACGGCCUGGGCUUUUCACCGUCCCACGGAGAGGGGAAUCACAUCCAGUCACGCUGCUGUGGAGCCACUUUUGGACAAAAGGCCUCUGCCAACCACACCUCUGGGGCCCCGCCCUCACAGGUGGGCAGUAGCAGCAGCUGGGCAGGCCUGGCAGGCUUCUUCACCCCCCGCCUCAUCAAAAAGACUUUAGGGCUACGGACCGGCAAGUCCACUGGGACCGAAGAGGGGGGUGGGGGGACCAAGCCCUUCCCCAGGUCCAACUCCACCUCCUCCAUGUCUGCAGGGCUGCCUGACCUGGAGAGGAUGGCUCUGACUUUACCCAGGAACCGCAGUAAGCCUCCUCUAGAGCGCACUGCCUCCACCACCUCACAGCCUGAGAACGGGGCAGCACACACCUCUGAGACCCUGCUCCGUAAGAUGGAUGAGGGCACAGCUCAGAUCAGGGACCGGCCAAAAGCCAAGCUGCUUCCCAGAGGGGUGGGAGGGAACUCUGGGGUGGUGAGGGCACCUGGGGUUGGGAGUGAGGCCGAUUCAUAUUGUCACUCCGGGACCCUACGGGGUAGGGAGGGUCAGGAGGCAGGAGGACAGGACCGUCAGGGAUGGUCGUCCCCCUCCAAAACAGUGGGAUCAGGCCUAUCAGCGGCUCCACACAACCACAAGGUUCCAGUGUUGAUCUCGCCCACACUCAAGCAUUGCCCGGCCGAUGUGCACCUGGUGGGGAUGGACUCUCAGGGGAACCGCUUCAAACUACUAUCAGAGCACCAGGCGGACAAGGACCGGCCACGGCUGAUCAAGCCUAAAUGUGCCCCACCUCCCCCUCCCACUCUGCGCCUCCUUGGACACUCCUACAGUGGGGAUGGAGAGGAGCAGGUCGGGGGGGCUGUGGAGGUCAAUGGUGAUGGGGUGAAAAGGCCGGGACGAGUAAGGGAAGUGGGAACAGGGAGACCAUCAGUGCCGCCACCACAAGUGCCUCCACCUUCUUCAGCCUCCUCUUCCUCUGCCAACAACACUACCCCCACUAAGAUGGCCAACGGUGCCACCAGCACUGGCUCUUCCACUGCCCCCUCUGGUGGAUCUAAGCUUCUGCGUCGGACUCGGCAGCAGGCAGAGAGGGUACAACCAGAGAAGAUCAGUAAGGAGGCUCUGCUGGAGUGUGCCGAGUGCCUGAGAGGUGCCCUCCACAGCAGCCCCGAGCCCUCCUCCAGCAGCCAGGUCCUAGACGCUGCCCACCAGCUGCUAGACUACUGCUCAGGCUACGUGGACUGCAUCCCACAGAUGCGGAACAAGUUUGCCUUCCGGGAGGCCGUGGGCAAGUUAGAGCUCAGUUUGCAGGAGCUGCGGGCAUCGUCCUCCUCUGGAAGCGGAGGAGCAUUCAGUGGCCCAGGGCCUAGCCCUGCUCUGGACAACUUGCACACCUGCAUCAAGGAAAUUUGUGAUGUGGUUCAGAGGUAGCCACCAGACCCUUUCAAACAUUUCCUUUGUAUUCCCUUUUUUGGUUCUAUUAACAUUUUGGGGACAGAGAACAAUCUCCGAAGUACCUCAGAAAAUCACUACAAAUUGUAUCUCUUAUUGUUUACAGUUGACUCUUUCUCAAAAAUGCCAGUGGAGAACGCUGUUCUAAUCUUUGUACAUAAACAUUGUUGAUACCAAACUAGAUGUGGUUCAUUUCAAUUGUUUUGCCCCAAAUUUAAACGUUUCCACCAGGUUUUAAGGCAUUUCUUUUAACUGAAUGUGGAGUAUAUCAGCAACGUUUUCAGUCCCAGAGAGUUGGUAAAGAACAAAGUCAAUUUGCAUAUGUGUCAUUGAGUAACUUAGUCAUAAUUAUUCUCCACUUUGUUUCUUGGCUAUCUCUGGUUCAUUCUCCUGGCAACAAUGAAAAGAGUCCCUGUGACAGGAUGUCACUGUUCAAAACUAUUGUCACCUGGGACAUAGAUGAGUGUUCCACUUAAUCAGGUCUACUUUCUCUGCCAUUUGGUUUGAUUAUUUCAGUAAUAUUUCCAUUCAAUGUCAUGACAUCUGAAUGGAAAAUGUAAGCGUUUCAAUAUUUAUUUCCAAAUUCCCUUGCACAUGAACUAGCUAUAUGUUUGGAGCUUAUUAGAAGAGCGAAGAGAGCGCAAGGUAGCACAUGAGCAGGUGGUUUGGGACAGUGUUUCUAAGUGUCCUUGGACAGUGCUGAAUUCCCUGUGGUCCUGUCCCUCAGUGCCUAUAGAUUCUUAAAUGAUUGAAAAUCUGCAAAUACAGCUACUCCUUGACAAAAUACUGAUCUCAUCACAAACUACAGUAUGUCUCUAGCACAUCAGUGAUUUAUUUGUACAUUAUUUGGUUUUAACUUUGGAAUGGCUUUAUGUAUGAACUUGAAUUUUAAAUUAUUGUUUUUUUAUUAUUAAAAGCACAGACAUAUUUUAAAAAUGUUAUGUAAAUAUUUGCUUAAUUUCAUAUCCAGGAAAAAUGUAAGGUCACAUUUGCUUGGAUAAGUGUUUGACUAUAAAAAAUAAAUGGUAGUAGGACGUCUAUCGCAGGACUGAGGCCCACCCACCCCCUCCCUCCACAACCCCAUCUGAACAUCUGCUAAAUGAAUGUAUUAUGAACAUUUUGGAAUGUCCCUUACUUUAAAGUUUUGUUAUCUUUCUUUUUUGAGAAGAUAUGUUUAAUUGUUCUCUGGUCAUUUCAAUACCAACAUCAUUCAAUGCUGAUGGUUAAUUUACAAAACUGAAUCUCAAAGCACGUUUUCUGUUUUGAUAUCCCUUUUAGAUGUUUUUGAUCAUCUCUACACAAACAUUUCCAUAUCAGAUUGCUGGAUGUAAUUGAAUCCUGUUUGUUCUCUUAAUCCUGAAAUCGUUUCUCAAUAAUAAUUUGGCUAAUGAAUCAAGCAAUCAAAACAAUAAAAGCUUGCUUAUAACGGAGUGCCCCUCAACUGUUUGAAAAUUCCCCUAAUGCCCACUUGAGAUGUUGGAACCCUAAGUGUGUAUCAAAAGGGGAUCAUCGCGCUCUCCCAGAAGCUUGGCUGGUGUGCAAAACCCACAAAUUCAGACAAACAAAAGGUGUAAUGAGUCCGCACUCAAAAAGAUGUCGCAUAAAGCCUACUUCGUUUUUUCGAUCCCUUCACUCUUUUCACUGCAUCAGGCACAGCGCACACAGAUGCCUCGGCCCUGCAGCCCUCCUCAGUGUGCAAAACCCAUUACACCUUUUGAUUGUCGGAACCCUAGGUGUACACUGGAUAAAGCCUAUGACGUAGUAGACGUUGAUUGGUAUAUUGCAUUUCGUCUUAGUAUAAACUCUAGUAGUGCCGAAUAUAUUUUCACAUUUCAUUCCAUUGUGGUACACCACCUAUCUAAUCCAGCAGAUGAGCUUCAGUGUGCCUCUGGUCAUUCAAAGGUCUUCUUGACUAAUAGCAUGAAAAACAAUUUUCACUGGGAGGUUCAAAUAAAAAUAAUGAGGUAUUUUAUUUUUUUGCCUACUGGAUACAGCAAUGUUUUUCCAAUGGUUCUUGGUGCCUUUUGUGAAAGAGAUUUUAUGUAUAGUGCACUACUAAGUCAAGAAAUGGAUAUACAGCGAUGUGUAAUUGUAAAUAUCUUGUGAUUUUGUUUUCAGAUGACAGAUUUUGCCAUGAAAUUGUGGCCAAGUAUGAAUAUCACUACAACAUGCAUUUCUAUUUCUGGGAGUAAACAUUGUGUUUUUUAAUUUAAAACUCACAUUUAAUAGUAUAUUACUGUGAAGUUCUCCCUAUCAGUGUUCAACUUUAUAUAAAUAAAAUGUUGAACAAUU